CUGCAGGUAUUCAACUCAGUGUGGUACUUGAAGCAGCACGCAGUGAAACACAGUUCAGAGAGACCGUUCACCUGCAAGUAUUGCCACAAACGGUUCAUCGAACGACACAAAGAUCAACUGCAUCGGUGCUCGAAGUGCACGAUGUGCUUCCCAAGCAGAGAAUACUUGGCCAGACACAACGCCUGGCACGUGUUUGAGGAGGAAAAAGUGUGCUGUCCUCACUGCAGCGAGAAGUUCGACGAUGACCUGUCGUAUGGUGUGCACAAACAGUCGCAUUCGCCGCUGACGUUACACGUGUGCUUGCGCUGUCGCGGCCGGUUCUGUCAUCGUCUAGCUUUGAAACGACAUCUGGUCAAGUGUUGUUCGCUCUAUCCGCAGCCCAGCUAUGAUCCUUCCCAGUUUAUCGAUCGAUCCCCGCCACCCACUCCGUUGUCUAUUUUCAACGAACAGGAUCUGAGUUCUGUGAGCAGCAGUGGAAGCAGCGGCUUCUCUCAAGGCUUUGCACUGGUGGAUGACCACACUCAGACAAACGCGAAUCCUGAGAAAUACGCCAAAAGCUAG
Molecule: messenger RNA, 561 nt
Organism: Soboliphyme baturini
Lineage: Eukaryota; Metazoa; Nematoda; Enoplea; Dioctophymatida; Soboliphymatidae
Source: the annotation of a GenBank genome assembly